This is a messenger RNA of Seminavis robusta, 708 nucleotides long. Lineage: Eukaryota; Bacillariophyta; Bacillariophyceae; Naviculales; Naviculaceae. The record is from the annotation of a GenBank genome assembly.
AUGAACGUUGCGAGUAUUAACCAGUUGAACAAUGAAGCCAUUGCCUUGCUGGAACGAGGCGAUUCCCCGACGGCGGUUGCCAUCCUCAAGAGAGCGCUAGCGACAUUGCUAGAAGCCGAAAACGAAGGUAGAGUCGUCGAAGACGCCACCAGCUCCUCCGUGGUUCAGAGCGUCCCCAUUGCGUGUAUUGAUGCCAUUAUCUAUGGCAGCACAACCUCCGACGAUGACUUGUUGGACAUGUACCCCCGCGCAUUUACCUUGGUGACCUACCAAGAUGGUGUCGGAUCCUUUCAUCAGACCAUUCUAGUCAUUCUCUACAACCUAGCACUCUCCUUUGAUGCCAUGGCGCUUGCGGCCGCCUCUAGAGAGUCCUCGGAAACGAACACCAAGUCCACAGCCGCAUGGCACAAGAAUGCCAUCAAGCUCUACGAAACAGCACUGCAAGUAGCCUGUGAUCGGGGCCGGGCAGAAGUCAAUGCCAUGAGUUGCGUAUUGCUGGCGGCCACCAACAACUUGGGGCGGUUGCAAGCACAACGCCUGUGCUUUACAGACACCAAGGACUGCCUCCGAUCGGUCAUCAAGCUCUACGAGAGUACAUCCGAUGACACACGAAGAAGAAAUGUAGAAGACUUUGAACUUUUAUUCAACAGUCUGGCUCCCUUUCUCUGUGUCAAGGACAACCUCUUGCCGGUUGCUCCGGCUGCCUAG